Neltuma alba is the source of this 1779-nucleotide messenger RNA. RefSeq lists its product as uncharacterized. Gene Ontology annotation, molecular function: zinc ion binding. The record is from RefSeq and is a predicted model, not a curated record. NCBI's taxonomy places the organism in Eukaryota, Viridiplantae, Streptophyta, Magnoliopsida, Fabales, Fabaceae. The transcript has 3 exons. Bases 1 to 1779 code for a protein of 592 amino acids.
AUGGAGGAGCAAGAUGUGAUUGAUCAAUCAUUUGGAGGUGUCAAUGAAUUGUCUAUGUCUCCACCUACCUUAUUUGAUGUGAUUGGAGAGCCACAAUCAAUUCCUUGUGCUGUUGAAAUGAUCCCAACACCUACACCACAAAUGAAUUCCACAAAAUGGAAGGAUUUGAUUAUUGGAGAAGGACAAAUAUUUCCAAAUGCCACUACUCUCCGGAAAACAUUAUACAAGUACAGCUUAUGCCAGAAGUUUUCGUACGUUUUCAUUAAGAAUAAUCAGCAAAAGAUCAUUGUGAAGUGCAAGGUUGAUGGUUGUCCAUGGUAUAUGGGUGCAUAUUCAAUGGGAGCACAUCAAGAUACUGAGUUUUUAACUAUCAGAACGUACAAAAGUGAACACAUUCAUCAUGCACAGGACAACUUAAUUGUACCUCACUCAGGAAGGUCAAAUUUAGCUGCUUCGAUUGUGAUUGAUGACUUGAGGUGCAAUGUUGACAAGAGUCCUAAUGAAAUCAGAAAGGACUUGUAUAAAGAAUAUGGAGUGCAAUUGAACUAUACUCAAGCAUAUAGGGUUAGGAAGAGAGCACUAAUGGAAUUACAUGGUCGAGUAGAAGAUUCUUAUAAGGUAAUCCCUUGGAUGUGUGAGAGACUCAUGGAAACUGAUCCUGACACAGUUGCAAGAUGGGAAGGCUCAGAUAGCAACCGAUUUGAGAGGCUAUUCAUUGCAUAUGGAUGCUCAAUUAAAGGCUUUGUGGAAGAAUCUGAAAGAAUAACCAGAUCAGCACAAGUGACAAUUGUCUCAGAUCGGAGUAAUGCUAUUAUCGGUGCUGUCAAGACAGUAUUUGAUGGUGAUAGACAUGCUUUUUGCUAUCGACAUGUGAAAGAAAAUUAUAGUGCGCAGUAUGUGAAAAUCAAUAGAGGUGUGAGACGGACCUCAGAAAAUAACAAGGAGAAUGCACUUAAUUUACUUGAUGGAAUUGCAUAUGCAAGGCAUGAUAAUGAGUUUAAUGUUGCAAUGGGAAAUUUAAGAUUGUUUUGUCCUCAAUUGGCACAAUGGGUUGAAUCUCAUGGGGAUGUGGAUAGAUGGGCGCAAAGUAAAUUUCCUUUUAAGAGAUGGGAUAACAUCACCAAUAAUCUUGCUGAGUCUUUUAAUGCAUGGAUGUUGAAAGAAAGGAAGCACGCCUUGCCGGUUUUGAUACAAGAGCAUCAAGAGAAGUUGGCCAAGAAGAUGGUUGCUAGCAAAAUGGGGAUGAAAAGCUGGAAAAAUGGUGUAGGACCCAAUAUUGAAUCAAAGUUGUCGGAACAAAUAGCAAGAGGUGCGUGUAUGGAGGCAACAUAUUAUGGUGAUGACCAUAUUUCGGUGCAGACAAUACGUGAGGGACGCAUCAUCUAUGUUGCUGUUGAUCUGAUUUCUCACAGAUGCACAUGUUUGGCAUGGCAAAUGAGUGGAAUACCUUGUCCACAUGCUUGUGCAGCAAUCAAACUAGUUCACCGUAGUGUGUAUGAUUAUGUAGAUGAUUGUUACAAAUUGUCCACACAGGAGAAAAUAUAUGCAAAUAGCAUGAGGCCAAUUGCAACACAUGAUUGCCCACAGCCUGAUGCACCUACUGUGAGUCAUAUGCUGACCCAAACAUUCUUGCAUCCACCGAUAACCAAAAGGCCUCCAGGAAGGCCAAGGAUUAAUAGGAUAGAAUCUCAGUUCCAAAAUAAGAAGGUUUAUCAUUGUGGAAGAUGCAAAGAGCCUGGACACACUGCCAAGACAUGCAAGAACCCAAAUCCCAGCUGA